This is a messenger RNA of Auxenochlorella protothecoides, 864 nucleotides long. RefSeq lists its product as hypothetical. Bases 1 to 864 code for a protein of 287 amino acids. The transcript is spliced from 4 exons. The record is from RefSeq and is a predicted model, not a curated record. NCBI's taxonomy places the organism in Eukaryota, Viridiplantae, Chlorophyta, Trebouxiophyceae, Chlorellales, Chlorellaceae.
AUGACCUCCCGCACUCCCAGAGUGAAGCUCGUGCUGAAGCUGCAGGAGGGGAGCACGACGGUGCAGGAGCCGGAUCGGGAGGUCGUGAAAGGCAUCGUGCACGGCUAUGAGGUGGUGGAGGUGGACGGAUUCACCUACAAGCGCCGGCGACAGCAGAGCCCGGUUGCGGGGAUCGAGAACACGCCUCCCAAUGCCACGCCGGUGGCCACGCCAGGCCCUCCCAUCCCAGGGCCUCCGCCCCCCGCACCCACCCCUCCACCGGCCUGCCCCUCCCUGGCCACCCAGCUGGCGGUGAGAAGGUACCUGAAGGAGCACACCAGCCAGCUUCCGGAAGUCGCAGAGCCUGCUGACCGCCUCGCGGCCGUGGCUGCCAGCGUGGGCGAGACGGUGCUGGACACCUGCACCGACGAGGCCGUGACCACGGCCCUGACCUCCAUCCUGCAGCGCUUCCUCCUCCGCAUCCGCACAGAGGCGGCUGCGGGGCGCCUGGGCUGCCAGGUCUGGGAGGCGCGGGACGAUGCGGCACCCCCUGAUCACAGCGCCGAGUCGUUUGCGCCAGACCUGCAGGCCCGGAAGGCGGGGCUGAGGGCCCGACUCACGCGAUACGCCGAUGUGGAGGCGGUGGGCACACUGCGCGCGCUGCGCGCCGAGGUGCACGCGCACAUGGCCCUCCAGGUGGAGGGCCUGUGCAUGUUGACUGCGGACGUGGCGUCGCUGGUGGAAAGCGCGGGAGUCCAGGCGCGGGCGGCGCAGCACGAGUUCCACCAGGAGCGCUUCCGCGCCUUCUCCCACGUCGACUCGCCGGCGCGCCUAAUCCAGGCGUUGACGCAGCCGCCCCUGCCCCUGCACCGGCUGGAGGGCUGA